UCCACUGCAGCAGAGGCUCCAUGAACCAAGGCAUGGGCUGCAGCGUGUGUCUCUGGCUGCUGAUCUCUCUUGGCCGUGUUUGGGGCAUGGGCCGCGGGGCGAGGGAGACUGUGCUGGGCACCUUGGGGAAGGCGACAAUAUUGCGGAUCCCCCCUGAACUCCAGGACCUCACCCUGCGCUUUGGGGCAGCCGUCUGGAAGCGGGACACAGAGGACCCACAGAGGAAGCUUGUCCUGCUCAAGUACUCAGAUGGCAACUACACCAACUACAUGCAGGGACGAACUCGCUUCCACAAGUUGGACUUCUCCCUGGAGAUCCUGAACACCAAGCGGCAGGACAGGCAGCUCUACGAGUACAUAGUCAGCAAGGGGCCGGAGGAGAAAGUCUGGCAGAUACAGCUGGAGGUGUAUGAGCCGGUGUCUGAUCCCAGCAUCCAGAUCCUCAGCUGGGUGCUGGCCAAUGGCAGCUGCACUGUCACCCUCAACUGCACGGCGGAGCAAGGGGACAAAGUCUCCUACAGCUGGGGCAGCUGGGACACCAGCACCUUGGGGCUCUGCUCCCGCAAUGGCAGCCUCCUGCACCUCUCCUAUCCCCUGCAGAACACAAGCAUCCCCUGCACCUGCACGGCCAGCAACCCAGUCAGCAGCCGGGUUGUUGCCUUCAACUUCUCCGAGUGCAGCUAUGAGCAAGGGGGCAAUGCCGAGCUGAGGACAGAGCAUCUUGUGCUGAUGGUGGCGGUGCCCAUUGCUGCAGUGAUGGUCCUCACUGGAGUGUUUGUGGCUGCCUAUUUGGCCACGCCAAUCGCCAGCCAGGAGCAGGAGCAGGAGCACUUGCCACUCGCCGAGGACAAUGCAGUGCACACCAUCUACUCCCAAGUGCAGCGGGUGGAGCAGAAGCAGAAAGGGGUCCCUGCCGCCGAGCACCCCUCCUGCACCACCAUCUACGCUGCAGCCACCGGCCUGCCCCCGGACACAGCCCCAGCCCCCGGCAGAGCCCCACGACCCCCACACAGCUGCCUGGCAGAGCCGUCUGCCCCGCAGGGCUACCCAUCCCUCUCGCAGAGCCCCGACAAGGAGCCCAUGACAGUUUACGCCAGCGUGAUGAUGCCCAUGGCCUGAGCCUCUCCAGGCAGUGGGCAGCAGCCGAGCCCAGCCUCCGCCUCUGCUUGCCGGGCACUGACAUCCACGUUCCCAACUGGAUGCUUGUCCCUAGGGAAUCGGGGCAAAACCCUCUGGCACGCACCGACCCCCCACUGCAGCCAAGCUGGGGCUGCAACGAUGGCUGCGGAGGUGAAGGACGGUGGAGCAAAGAGCAGGGUUAAAGCCAGGCAAGAAAUCUCCCCAGGUUGUGGCUAAGGGUGGCCGGCAAGAUGCUGAAGCACCGGGAGAGGGUCGAGGGGCUCCGGAUACAACCCCGCAGCUGGGCAUAAGUGAGGGAGAGAGAAUCGGUGCCUCAGAGGGGAAGGGUGAGCCUUGUCAGCACAGUGAGGCAGCACUGGCAAGCGUGGCCAGAGCAGGUUUGCAUCCCAAUCUCAUCCCGGCCCCAUGGGUUUUCACCCCAUGGCCUCAUCCUGUGGCCCCCGGCUUCGAUAGAGGGAGCCCCCAGCUCCUGGCAGCCAGCAACACUGGUGAUGUGCAGGGAUGUGGGUUCAAUGGCAGCGGAGAAAAAAUCAGAAACGAGUUUUGUUUUUUGACCUCUGCUCAGCAACUGGUUACAAAAUGCCUGGGUUUUGGUCCAAGCACUGAAGAAAGUUUUGCAGUCCCCUUGGGGCUGAGCCCUGCCCGGUGCCUGCCCAGCCCUGGCUGCCUCCUGCACUGGGGUCACCGGCAGCCCAUGCCCAUGCUUGGAGAUUCAGCUGCGUUCCACUGCACUUUUCCAUCCCCAUCCUUUUCCACUACGGGAUGACUACGGGACCAGGCGAGGAUCUUCCAAGUGGACUAUUUAAAGCUGAAUUUCUGGCUGAGGGGGAGGCAGCCCCUGCCUGUGCCUUGGCCACCCCCUGCCUGCAGCAGCUCCCGACCUCCCUUCAGAAAUAUCUGGUGUGGGGAUGCUGGAGAUGGCCUGGAUGAGGGACCAAGGCUGUAAAAUCUUUCCAACUCCCCCCUGAGUCCGAGCUAUUUUAUAAUCCAAACAUAACUCAGCUCGUACAGUAGGGCUGAUCUUGUGUGCCGCUGCUAAGGGAAAGGAAAAUAAAUUUAUAGUAAAGUGUUUUGGAAA
Messenger RNA from Harpia harpyja (harpy eagle), 2217 nucleotides. It is a transcript of the gene SLAMF1, whose product is annotated as signaling lymphocytic activation molecule family member 1. Lineage: Eukaryota; Metazoa; Chordata; Aves; Accipitriformes; Accipitridae. The transcript has 7 exons. The record is from RefSeq and is a predicted model, not a curated record. The coding region runs from base 21 to 1118 and encodes 365 amino acids.